AUGUCUAAAGACAAGAACCCAAAAAAUCCAAAAGUGACGUCACUUAACCAAGUCCAGAACAGUUCUUGCGGUUAUCUUCUUCCGAAAUUAACUGAGGAGAUCGUAGCGAAGGACAAAUACAAAUGGAAGGAUACGCCAAAAGCUAUGUUAAGGAAUAUGAGAAGAGUCGGGGAUUGUACAAAUGAAGAAACGGAUGAUGGUUUAGGAGAUGAUGAAGAUGAAAAUCCGCUUCAUCUAACAAAAUAUGAAAGAUUUUUAUUGCGUUACAACUACUGCAUUCACAACUCUGUCGACACUGCCUACAUAACUCCCCUGAGUAACGAGGUCAUUGACAGGAUAAUGACAGAGUACAAUGACCUGAUUCAGUGCAUCUUGGGUCAGGUCAAGAAUGAUUACAUCGUCAGCAUGAAAAAAACAACAAUUGAUUUUGUCCUGGAUGAGUCAUCUCCCACUCCUGGCCGAGUGUACAGUCUGCCCAUCAAGUUGGGUCAGUUCCCCGAGUCCUGGCGGUUCGGCUUCAAGAAAAACAGGUCGAGGUUGAGGUUACUGCUGCACUGCACCAAUCCCUGCCUGGCGCACAUCCACAUGCUCUGGCAGAAAUCAUACAGAGACUUCAUGCUGAUAAACACGAAGGCGUUCACAAAACUGGACAGUGCCCUCGAACUGCCCGACUACCACCUCAUGUGCCUCGAUAACUUCAGCAUCAAUAUCAGGAAACUGCUCGACGAAUGGUACUGCCAAGUGUUGAACAUAAUAUGCGAGGCAAACGCGAACAAGCUGGUGCCCAGCAGGGAGCAGACCCUGAGGAAGAAGCAUUUCUACAGCUGCGUUGAUACGCUCAUGGCGCUCCAGCUGCAACAACUUAUCAUUAACUCGCUCAGCAGCUACACCAAGAUGCUCUCUGAACCUCAUAGUUCAGUAUCAGACUGCAGCCUGCCCGGCUUCAUUGUUCGAUUCAUUUGCGACAAGACCUCCAUCGGGCUUGAGCCCACUUGGAAGGACUUCGAGGUCGUCAUCAUCUACAUGCUGGACAUCAUCCUCAAGGCGGCCAAAAUAUUUCCCAAAGUUGAGGGGUUGCUCUAUAAUUCUGGGCUGGAGAAGAACAAACUGGUUAUCGAAGACUUUCUGCGGCUGACUAUCUUUGAUGAUUUUGUCGAAGAAUGCAAGCAGAAGGUUCUUGACAUGUUGGAAAGGGAAAGAUUGUCAGUCCUGGAGCACGCUGAGAUAUUUGAUGAGUAUCAAUCUGUUAUCACUGAACAGUUCAUUCAUUUGUUCGUUCAUCCGUCUUUCAUUUUUUCUUUGACCAUUGAACUGAAGGCGGACAAAGAGAUAGCCCAUUUUCUGUCACGUGACAACCUGACCUUCGAUAUGAUUGGCGAGGAAGUUUUGAGGUAUGAAAAAAUUUGCCACAAGGUGUCCGCCGCUGUGCCACCUGUAAUAUUCUCCGGGAUGUUUGAAAUACACUGUGAAGUGUUGACGAGGAACCUCGUGAAGAGGACUGAAGGACUGAUUGGUCUGCUACUCAAUGAAAUGAUAUCGAGUCACAACAGAGCCAAUAAGAUGUCCGACACUGUUGUAGAGCUGAUGGAGCUGAUUGAUUACGUCAGCGUUGUCAAGGAGAAGUUGGCAGUCGAACUUCAGGAUAAGUUGCAGGCCAGCCACAUACAACUGCUCUUCCUGCUGGAUCACGGCAUCAUCACAGUUGACGAUAUGAAGCUGAAUGUUGAGACAUUCCUGUGGAAGAACAAGUUGGAAUUGAGCCUUAGUCAGUGUCAGCAGGUCAUAGAGAAGACAAAGAAAGAACUGCAGGCUGCUAUCAUGACGAAAAGAACAAACCUGAAAAAUCGCUUGGAGAUGCUGGAGUAUGAGAUCGGCCAGUUGAAGUUCAUCGAGAACCUCGAUCGAUUCAACACGUACUGGGAGACCGUUAGCAAACUCAACCUCGCUACCCAGGAGAUUAAUAAUGAAAUCGAAGCUCUGUGGAUCGAGGAAACUGCUUACGGCUGGCCCAACACACCCAUGCCCCUUAAAACACAGGUCAUCAACAACUUGAAACCAUACCUCCAAUUUUUUGAGCUCAUCGAUGGCUUCAAUAAGAAACAAGAGUAG
Molecule: messenger RNA, 2109 nt
Organism: Helobdella robusta
Lineage: Eukaryota; Metazoa; Annelida; Clitellata; Rhynchobdellida; Glossiphoniidae
Exons: 19
Coding region: 1-2109 (702 amino acids)
Biological process (GO): microtubule-based movement
Cellular component (GO): dynein complex
Molecular function (GO): dynein intermediate chain binding; dynein light intermediate chain binding; minus-end-directed microtubule motor activity
Source: RefSeq, a predicted model, not a curated record